Molecule: messenger RNA, 474 nt
Organism: Argiope bruennichi
Lineage: Eukaryota; Metazoa; Arthropoda; Arachnida; Araneae; Araneidae
Exons: 1
Coding region: 1-474 (157 amino acids)
Source: RefSeq, a predicted model, not a curated record
AUGAUUCAAAAAGAGUCUUUCACCGAAGAAUCAGUUAGAGGUUUGAAGACCCUCAAUGUCUUUAUAGAUGAGGAGAGUAUUUUAAGGAUUAAAACAAAAUUAACUCAGAAGGACGACUUGCGAAAUUUUAGAUACCUCUUUCUUCUUUCUGAAAAACAUAGGUUAAUAGAGCUUCUUGUCAGAGAGGCUCAUAUGGAAAACUUUCAUGCUGGAGUGCAAAUUCUGUUAUCAAAAUUGCGAGAAAAUUUCUGGAUUAUAAAUGGAAGAAGAACCCUUCGUUUAGAAAUUAACAAAUGCUUAAAAUGCAAGAGAUACAAUUCCAGGAAUAUACAGACCCAACCUAUCAGUUUACCUCAGGACAAAGUAGAAAAAUCAGCUACGUUUGAAAGAAGUGGCGUAGAUUUAGCUGGACCACUUACGCUUAAGGGAGGUGAAAAAUGUUGGAUAGUUCUUUUCACGUGUGCAGUGUAUUGA